AUGCUGGCACUCAACGCAUCGCUUGUCAAGACCCACGUUGUCUUUGACCCCGACAACCACCGCGAGUUCAUCACGGGCUUCCAGAAGCGCAAGGACGACCGCCGCCGCAAGGCUGCAGAGGACUUUAAGGCUGCAGAGCGAGUGGCAAGGAAUGCCGCACGCAAAGAGAUCCGCGCGUCACGGGUUUCGGACGAGGCUGCAACGCUGGCUCGCAAGCAUGAGCUCCAGCGCGAGUUUGUCCGCAAGCAGCUGGCCAAGGGCACGACCGUGGCAAGCUCAAAGUCGACCAAGACGCCUGUCGUCGCCAAGCGCGAGCAGGGAAGCAGCGAUGACGACAGCUGCUACUCCAGCAGCGAUGAAGAGAGCGAGGCUGAGAUUGUCGGCGUGAGCGAGGUCUCAGCUGACGCGCUGUCGUUUGGGCUCUCGUCGUCGACUGACGACGACGACUUUGGCGCGGGCGAGAGCGAAAGCGACGGCAACGCCAGUUUGAGUGUAGUGCGCCAGGGCGCAACGCUGACCGUGACAUCGAGCUCGACUGUGACCACUGCUAAGGUCAUGCCGCUCGAUCUCGCCCAUGACGCCAAGCCGGUCUGGGCCGAUGAUUCCGACUCGGACUCGGCUUCCGCCUCGGGCGCUGUCGACGAUGGCCAUGCCGACGCCUCCAACUCUCACGGCUACACUCCAGGCGAGGAGUUGGCCUCGCUGCCAGGCACUCUCCAGCUCCGCUACAUCCAGCACAAGCGCCGCAAGUAUGAUCCGGCAGCAGGCCGCAAGCGCAAGCGGUCAGGCGGCCGUGGUGGCCGCAGUGGAGGCAGCCGCAAGCGCGGCAAGGGCGGAAAACGAUGAUUAACACCACCAACCAUACCACCA
Thecamonas trahens ATCC 50062 is the source of this 870-nucleotide messenger RNA. RefSeq lists its product as uncharacterized. The record is from RefSeq and is a predicted model, not a curated record. Gene Ontology annotation, molecular function: RNA binding. The transcript is spliced from 3 exons. Lineage: Eukaryota; Apusomonadida; Apusomonadidae. The coding region runs from base 1 to 846 and encodes 281 amino acids. Gene Ontology annotation, cellular component: nucleolus.